AGUGAAGGGGCACAUGGCUGACCACAGGAGGAGGAAAUAAGCAGCACUUCGACUCAAACCUCACGUACCAUGGGAGAAGGAGGAAGCACACUUGAGCAGCUGCUUCAGCGGAUGAGAGAAAGACCCAAUACUAAAGGUGGGUCUGCCCAUGGCAGGACCUUCGGGGUUUGGUGGGGAGGUUUGGCUUCAGUCACAGAGGCAGCUUGCAAAACGGAAUGAGUGGAAGCGCAAAGAGGAAAUGAUGGGGCUGGAAAAAAUGGGUAUUUCUCAUGCCUGUCUGGUUGCUUGUGCAAUAAUAUGCCCAUGGCAGCACUCUUGCGUUUGCAAGGCAAAAGCCCGAGAGGGCAAGCUUUCUGCUGAAACUUUCUGCUGAAACUGCCUUUUAGCAGUCGGUGUUUUAAAAAGAGCGAGAGAUAUUACGACUUGCAAACCUUACAGUAUGAGGCUCUGUAAACUCUGGAUUUUGGAAAUGAUUGCUUUCUUGUGUCUGACUGGAUCACAAGCCUGCGGUUUCAGAUUCCUCCAGUCAUACCGCCUUGGGCUUCCUCACAUGUGGCAUUUACAAAUCGCUCGACAACUUGAGGUUGCUCAAGGUCUGAAGCGGUCCUUUGUUUAGCUGUGGAGGUUUGCGGAGGCUUCUUUUGUCUCCUCGCAUAUUGUUAUGCUGCUCCUCACUUUCCUGAGAGGAGAGAAGUGUGGUUUUGUGCGGUGUGUUUUGCUUCCUUUGGAUGAGAGGGCACCCAGGGAUGGGGGCAGGUGCUGGCGAUAGGGGGUGAUGUUCUGCUAGGCCAGAGCAGAAGACCCACUGCCAAUCUGCGCAGCCUGCUUGCUGGUCCUCUCUCCUUGUUGCCCACCCACCUGCUGUCUCUGAGGGCACAGAAACAGAGUCAGACCAUUUGCUCCAUCUGGCUCAGGACUGUCAAAACUGACUGGCAGCAGUUCACCAGCGGCUCAGACAAGGAAAUGUUUUCCCACCAAGAGAUUGAACAUCCGCACCUUCUGAACGCAAAGCCACUUUCCUAAAUAAAAUUACAGGUGUGUAAAAGCAGUUAGCAUGCCGUAACUAGCAUGUGAGCAGCCUCCCCGUGAGGAUAGGGGCAGCAGCGUUGGGGAACCAUCACCCCAUUGUGAUCAUGAUCAAAAUGACACACCCCAAUUUGCUGUUAGCCGCAGCAGGAGCCCAUGGGAGUUUAUUUCCUGAUACAAAUCACACUUUGUUUGUGUGUAUGUGUGUAACCAGGAUGGUGGCAGGAAGACAAGGGUUAAACUCCCCGCUCUCUGCCCACCACCAUCCGGAUUCUGCUCAGCUUCACCCCUGCCCCAUGGUGCCUAUUUAUUUAAUUAUUCUAAAAAGUGCAGAUCAGUUGUUUCCACACAUCUACCAUGGCCCUGGCUUCUGGGUGAGUAGGAUAAAGGAGAAGGAACAGCUGACCGCCAUUCAUCUCACUUUGUGGGCAGCUGUGGGGCUGGUUUCAGAGGAAGAAGCCAAGUGCAUGGUCAGGGGCGACAGUGGCAAGGAAAGAGAAAGAGAGAGUAUGUGUGUGUGUCCAUGCUGGCUGGGGCUGAUGGGAGUUGUAGUCCAAAUUAUCAGGAGAGCACCAGGCUGGGGAAAGUUGACUUACACCUACAGCUCUGUUUUCUCCUGCUUCCAUUUCCCCUUUGUUGCAUUUUAGACGCUAUUCUCCUUCAUUCAAGACUAACAUAUUUUGGGGAAGUCGCUAAAGGCUUGCCUGCGCAGUGUGGAAGGGACACUUUUCACCCCUUCCCAGGAUCCCCCUGAGUACCAUUGAGAAGAUGUUCCCCCCCUCCUAUGGCAGGCAGCUCCUUUCAAUAUAAUAGGUGGGGCAUGAACAAUGGCCCCUUGCUGUGCCUUAGAAAUAAGGAGAGAACUCUGCUGUACUCCCAUAUUGCAUCCCUGAGCCUUUGAAGGGGCAGGGAACGUGGGCAGUUUAUUACCCUUGUAUAUGACUAGUGAAUUCAUAUCUGCACUCCUCCUCAGUAAACCUUGCAGAAGAACCUCACAUAUCCAGCUGCCUUCAUGUCAAUGCAGUAUACUAGAUUACGCAUUUCACCACCCUGAGUUUAACUCACUGGAAGCGUGUUCAUAUUCUUGCUUUAGGAGCUGAACGUCUUCUGCAUGAAGCUGCUGCAUGAUGGUUCUCUCAACCCAAGAUGGAGAAAAAACAACUGCCUUUGGUCCUGUGAAACCCACAGUAUGACAUACAGGAAGCACAAAGAGCUCACAAUGCCCAAUUUUAGACUUGUCUCCAUGAUGCUCUACAUACUGUUAGUCUUCUUUGUGUGGCCGCAUCAGGGCGUUCAUUCUUUUGGGCUCGCUCACUGUAUUCUUUCCCCGAACAGGCCGGGCCUUGCUACCUGCAGUGGCCAGGCCAUCUCCAACUUGACUUCUGUUACCCUCCAGCUGCCCAACUCCACCCGCUGGCUCAACGCCUCCAACAACAAAGUGACGCACCUGACCUCAACGACCUUUUCCCAUCUUCCUCACUUGUUGGAACUUUACCUGGACCAUAACAACAUAUCAGGCAUUGAGUAUAAUGCCUUCCAAAGCUUGGAGGACUUGGAGGUGCUUGAUCUGAGCUGGAACCAGCUGGUGUCUGUGGAGUCUUCCAUGUUGUCCAGCCUCAGGAAUCUGCGUGAGCUGUUUUUGGGUCACAACGGUAUUGCCACAUUGCAUCCCAGCUCCCUCAUAUCCCAGGUGGCUCUGCAGGAACUGCACCUUCCCAACAAUAAUCUCUCUAGUCUCCAAGAGGUGGCAACAGCUACCCAAGGCUUGGCCAACCUUACCUUCCUUGACUUGGGUUCCAAUCAGAUCUCUACUCCAUGUAUGGGCUCCAGUUGGAUUGUCUUUCCCUCCCUGAGGAACCUCAGCCUCAACAGCAAUGGGAUUUCCAGGCUGGACUUGUCUAACUGCUCCUUCCCUAACUUGCAACAACUCAACCUAACCCUUAACAACAUGUUGCAAGUGGAGGCUGGAUCCUUUCGGGCCACCCCUGUUUUGGUGGAGUUGUCCUUCAACAUGAACCCCCUGGAUAUCUCCCAGCUUAUCAAUGCAACUCUCCCUAACCUAACCAUGUUGCAUUUAUCCAGUAUGAAUCCACCAUUAAAUGAGAGCAUGUCAGCAGCUUGCUCCUUCUUCAAAAGCUUACCCUCUUUGACCUCUUUGGACAUCCAACAUUCUCAAAUGAAUGACACUCAACUGAGGCAGCUGGGUUCCUGCACUAAUCUCACGUGGCUGGAUCUGUCCACCACAGGGUACAAGUAUCUGAAAAAUGGGGUCUUCGAAACAUUUCAAGGCCUGGAAUUCCUCUCUCUGGAGAAGUGCAAAGUCCUGAGGCUCAGCUCUAGUGCCUGGGGGAAGCAGAUGCAGCUACGAACCCUGAUCCUAAGGAGAAAUUCCAUUUCCCAGUUGGAGGAUUCUGUCUUCCGUCCUUUGAACCAAUUGAGCUAUUUGGAUCUGUCAAAGAACCACCUGACCAACCUUCAGCAGAGAUCCUUUUUUGGCAUGGAGGCAUUGCGGACCCUCAUCCUGCAGGGCUGCCAGAUCACAGCUGUCACCCGCAACACCUUCCAUUAUGCCCGUAAGAUGGAAUUCUUGGACUUGAGGGAUAACAGCAUCAAAUUAAUCAAGCCCCGUGCCUUUUUGCUCAAGCACGUGGGGACUCUCCUGCUGUCAGGAAACAAAAUCCUCACUGUCAAAAGGAAUGGCUUUUACCAACUGAACUCCCUGAGAUAUCUCUACCUAGACCACAACUUGCUUUACAAGCUAUCUCGGGGAGUCUUUACACCCCUCAAAAAACUAGAAAUCUUGGACAUCAGUCACAACCACCUCUUUACUUACAACAAAUAUGAUUACCCGAGUCCUUUUGCUGGUCUCCGCUCCCUUCGCAAGCUGGACCUUAGUUUUCAGAGUCCUAGACUACCCAUUUGUCCCCCAGACAAAGUCCUCCAAGGCCUUGGGAACCUACAGUACCUCUCUUUGAAGGGCAACCCCAGUCUCUUGUUCCUUAACAUCUCGUUUGUUAACCUGACUAGCCUCAAGUCUUUAGAUGUCUCCGAAAUCAGUCCAUUCAAUGACUCUUGGAAACCUUCAUUAAAUUUCUUCCAAGGCCUGGGUAACUUAAGCCAACUCUGGAUAGAUGACAGUGCCAUCAAGGACUUGCCUGAACAAAUAUUUUCUGGUUUGACAUCUCUAGAGCAACUCUCCCUGAGCAAGAAUGACCUGAGGAACAUCAGUAAAAAAACGCUUCAUGGGCUGUCCUCCUUGAAAUAUCUGGAUGUCUCUGGGAAUCCCCUGACAUGCUCCUGUGAUAAUGCCUGGUUUCAAAACUGGUCUGUGUCAGAACCAAAUAUCCAGGUGUCCUUGCUGGGCUCAUAUCAUUGCUUUGGCCCUGGCACAACUGACCGUCUCUUUGCUUAUGAAGAUUUCUCCUUCUGCUUUGAGACUAGGGAAAUAUACUUCUUCAUUGCCACCACUGUGAUCACCCUUUGCUUCCUGUUUACUGUUUUAGUCUAUGCCAAAUUUGGUUGGACCCUCAGACAUGGCUACUACCUGCUGAGGGGCUGGGGCUUCAAGCACCAGCGCCAAAAGGGACAGGAAUACCAGUAUGAUGCCUACAUUUCUUGUUGUAGUCAGGACCACGAAUGGGUGGUGAACAAUGUUCUGGAAAAGCUGGAAGUGCAAGGAGAACCCAGCUUGCGGCUCUGCUUUGGGCCUAGAGAUUUCGCGCCUGGAGAAUAUUACAUAGACAACGUUCAGAAUGGAAUAAGCCAGAGCCGCAAGACCUUGUGUGUGGUGAGCGACAAUUACUUGGAAAGUGAGUGGUGUUCACUGGAAAUCCAACUUGCUUGUUCCAAGAUCUACUACCACAGGGAGGACCCUCUGGUUGUGGUCUUUAUGGAGGAAAUCCCUAACUACAGGUGAGUGAGGAUAGCUCAUCAGCCGCAAAGGUGAGACAGGAAUAUUGAGUGCCAAGGCAGGAGGUCUUAUUUCAUUCAUUCCUUCUGAUUUGAACAUUUCUUAUCCUUUGUUUAAAAUAACCCCGGAGGAGGGUACAAUUCCACAAAUCAUAAUAAAACCACAAUUUAAUAUUAACACCCAUGUUCAGAAACGCUGGGGAAGGCUACUGCCUUUGCGCCCUUGCUUGUGGGCUUCCCAUAUGCAGCUGGUGUGGGAAUGUUGUAGGUACUAGGAGAGGAUAUAUUGAUUUAAUAGUAUCCUUCCUAACUCACGCUUGUGAGUCAGCAGCAGAACAACAUUCCCCAAUAUAUAGCAGGAAGCUAGUUGGUAGAUUCGUUUGAAUUUCUUUACUUAAGCAAUCCAAUCUGGCUUUGUUCAGAUUGGAUUUUUUUUUUUUUUAAUAAAUGAUAUUUAUUAAAGAUACAUGAAAGUACAGAAUAAAGAAAAAGUAUAAAGUUUUAAGAUAUAACAAAAACAGUAAAAAAUAAGGAAAAAAAACAUACAAAAUAAAACAGUUAAAAACACAAUAAUGUUCCAUAGCCUAUCUUCCUUACUCUUAUUUCCCCGGACCUCCUCAUACCUCCCUUCUUUGUAUUCCAAUUCAAUUUGUUGGUUCAGCAAAUCCUUACCAUUAAUCUUUUACCCAAUUGUUAACCUUUUUUUUCCAUGUCUCUUAAAGCAUUACAGCUAAAACCUCUUAGUUUCUAUCCAACAUCCUUCUAAAGUUUGUUCAGAUUGGAUUUUGUUCCUGGUAAGUCCCCUUUUUACCCCUCCUAAAAAAAAAAAAAUUAAGACACAAGAAGCUUCUUUUAAAAGCAACAAGAAUUUUACUCACAUUCAGUUCACAGUUGGAUUCCUGAAGGCAGGCUUUAGCUUAGAGUUACAGAAGAGGGUUUGAGUUCAUCCCAUAUGGGAAUGAGCCCAUGUCCUGGUGGCUGAGAGCCAGCAGACAGCAAAAUACAUCAGUAUCCAGAGAGCAUGGCAUCAAGAGGAAGAGGAAGGGAGGUGGCUCCGUGACCAGCCCCUUUUAUGGGGUUUCCCAGGGUCACGCCCACCUACCUGGUCACAUGCAGGGGGAGGAAGCUCCAGACAGGAAGUAUGACAGGAAGUCCUCCUAGCUGUGGAGUAACACCCCCCCGUGUGUCCACUCUAGGCAAACAGGAAGUGUUGUACUUGACUGCUUAUAUUACAUCCCACAGUUGGUUGGCCACCAAGGGAAGCCGGAUGUUUUGCUUAGAUUCAGCCUUUGUCUGCUCCAGCGGGCCACUUCUUGAGGACCCCAUUGAGUACGUCUGGGUGUGGAGUAUGGUCAGUCUGCUAAGGAAUGGGAAACCUCAGCCCUGCUUUCCUUCCUUCCUAGGUUGUCUCCCUAUCAUCGCCUAAGGAAACUGAUGAAGCAAGAGAGCUACCUCACAUGGCCGGAGGACCCUGAGGCUGAGAAUGUGUUCUGGACCAAACUGCACGAGGCCUUGAGCUGUGGAGAGCCAGAGCAAAACACUAUGCAAUUUAGCGUGACUUGUUAGGUGACGGCCGCAAAGCAAAACACUGUGACUAGCCUUCCUGGGAUCGGUUAACCUACAACAGUGCUUCUCAACUGUGUGGCCUUUUAGCUAACAUAGAAAUCCCCCCCUCCCCACACCCCCUUCAAACCUGGCUCCUCUUAUAAGUUUAUUUGAAUUUCCAUUGAAAUGUUGUGACUUUUAAUUGUAAAUAGCAUUUUGUGUUUAAUAAUAGAAAUGAAUGUAUUUCAUACUUUUAUAGAUAAAUAAUUUUGUUGUUGUUUUUACUUAGCUUGGAAUAUAUUUUUUAGAAAUACAUCCCCUCAAAAAAAAAAGGAAGGAAGGAAGGAAGGAAGGAAGGAAGGAAGGAAUACAUCCCCUCCCUUGAGAUCUUUAUACAAGCCUCAGGGGUGGCGGAGCCCCACUGGCUAAGAAACACUAACCUAGAAUGACAUGAAGCAGAAGGAAGAACAUGUACUGCGAUUGCCGCCACCAACAAAGGAUGCCAUGGCACUUUCCAUCUCUGGAUGACAGAAUGUUUUAUAAACGAUGCUGCCUGAAAUUGGACAGGGACUUGUGGGGCUCACAUUAACCAUCUAGAGGAGGGGAAGGAGUAUAAAAAUAUUGAAUCUAGUAAGCUGAUGCCUUACAGUAUU
Molecule: messenger RNA, 7133 nt
Organism: Podarcis lilfordi (Lilford's wall lizard)
Lineage: Eukaryota; Metazoa; Chordata; Lepidosauria; Squamata; Lacertidae
Source: the annotation of a GenBank genome assembly